AUGGGGUACGAUUCGUGUGCCACAUGCUGCGCAGUCUUCUCGCUGCUGGGGAUCGUACACCUCGUGCUCUUCGGCCGCAUGUUCAGCGAGAAGGCAAUUUCGUUCGCUAUUAUAGCCGUAGAGAACGGGUGGGACGGCGAAAAGAAGGCGAAGGCGUGCUACAAUGGGGCCAUCAUCUACACAGCGACGCUCUUCUUGUCCGUCCUGGCCCGCGUGUACUUCCGCCGUAAUGACGCCGCCAAGGCAGCGCUUCUUUACGCCCAGCGUGCUGAGGAGAUUCAGGGGCUCCUCGUACCACCAACCUUGUCGACAGGCUCUACUCAAUACUGA
Molecule: messenger RNA, 330 nt
Organism: Leishmania braziliensis MHOM/BR/75/M2904
Lineage: Eukaryota; Euglenozoa; Kinetoplastea; Trypanosomatida; Trypanosomatidae
Exons: 1
Coding region: 1-330 (109 amino acids)
Source: RefSeq, a predicted model, not a curated record